Molecule: messenger RNA, 195 nt
Organism: Zychaea mexicana
Lineage: Eukaryota; Fungi; Mucoromycota; Mucoromycetes; Mucorales; Lichtheimiaceae
Product: H/ACA ribonucleoprotein complex subunit 3
Exons: 2
Coding region: 1-195 (64 amino acids)
Biological process (GO): positive regulation of telomerase RNA localization to Cajal body; ribosome biogenesis; snRNA pseudouridine synthesis
Cellular component (GO): box H/ACA snoRNP complex; box H/ACA telomerase RNP complex
Molecular function (GO): box H/ACA snoRNA binding; telomerase RNA binding
Source: RefSeq, a predicted model, not a curated record
AUGUACUUGAUGUAUUAUCUGAAUCCCAAGGGUGAGCGUGUUUACACUCUCAAGAAAACCGAUCCUACUGGCGCUCCCACCUUUUCUGCACAUCCCGCACGAUUCUCACCUGACGAUAAAUUCUCUCGUCAGCGCAUUACCAUCAAGAAGAGAUACAAGGUUCUGCUUACCCAGACUCCUGCUCGUCCUCUGUAA